Molecule: messenger RNA, 585 nt
Organism: Theileria parva strain Muguga
Lineage: Eukaryota; Apicomplexa; Aconoidasida; Piroplasmida; Theileriidae
Gene: PPIH
Product: Peptidyl-prolyl cis-trans isomerase H
Exons: 2
Coding region: 1-585 (194 amino acids)
Biological process (GO): protein peptidyl-prolyl isomerization
Cellular component (GO): intracellular membrane-bounded organelle
Molecular function (GO): peptidyl-prolyl cis-trans isomerase activity
Source: RefSeq, a predicted model, not a curated record
AUGUCAGAUGAUAAGAACGAACGCCUUCUUGGAGGGCCACCUUAUCUUUCCCAUCUUUUAACCAACCCAGACAAUCCAGUUGUUUUUAUGGACAUUUCAUUAGGAUCGCAAUAUUUAGGAAGACUCAAAAUAGAGCUUUUCGCAGAUAAGGUUCCCAAAACCUGCGAAAACUUUAGGAAGUUUUGCACAGGUGAACAUAAACAGAACAUGGUUCCGGUUGGAUAUAAAGGAACAAAAUUCUCAAAAGUUAUUAAAGACUAUAUGGUUCAGGGUGGAGAUUUUGCAAAAGGUGAUGGAACCGGAUGUAUUUCUAUAUACGGAUCAUGUUUUGACGAUGAAAAUUUCUCUGUAAAACAUGAUAAGCUAGGAAUUAUCAGCAUGAGCAACACAGGUCCUAACACUAAUGGAUGCCAAUUCUUUUUUAUAACAAAGGAGUGUGAUUGGCUGGAUGGAAAGAAUGUGGCUUUUGGAAGUCUAGUGGAUGACGAAUCGAAACUAGUUUUGCAAAAGAUGCAAAACGUAUCUGUGGGUGAAAACUAUGCCCCUAAAUUAAAUUUGUUGGUAACUGAAUGCGGUCAACUGUAA